UGAAGUUGAAAGGCGCGUGCGACUUAGACCCCCAAGUCAAGAAUGACUGCCUCAACUCCAUAACCAUUCUUUUCUGUAAUCUGUAUAACUUCUCCAAUUAACCCCCAAACUUAGACCAUCAAUCUCUGAAUUAAUUUCUAUCACACAGUUGAUUAAUCAUGAACGACUUGUUAUCCAACUCCUUCUCCCAGGGCUCGCCGGACCACCAUGUCAUCGAGAUGACCCCCUCCGAUGCCUCCAGCGACCUCAAGAAGUUCUUCGAGGACGUCGACUUGAUCCAGACCGAGCUCAAUGACUUGCAGAAGCUCAACACCAGCCUCAGGAGCGCACACGAGCAGAGCAAGACCCUCCACAAGGCCAAGGAAGUCAAGGACCUCCGGACACGGAUGGACGCUGACGUUAACCAUGCCCUUAAGGCCGUCAAGCUCCUUAAGGUUCGGUUGGAGGCACUGGACCGGUCCAACGCCUCCAGCAGGAGCUUGCCUGGGUGCGGUCCGGGGUCGUCCUCGGACCGGACGAGGACGUCUGUGGUGAGUGGGUUGAGGAAGAAGCUUAGGGAUUCUAUGGAGAGCUUUAAUGACUUGAGACAGAAGAUUUCCUCCGAGUACAAGGAGACCGUUCAGAGAAGGUACUUUACGGUGACCGGAGAGAAACCGGACGACAAAACCAUUGACCUUCUCAUAUCUACUGGCGAAAGUGAGACAUUUAUGCAGAAGGCAAUCCAAGAGCAAGGAAGAGGCCAAGUCCUAGACACUAUAAACGAGAUCCAAGAGAGGCACAAUGGUGUAAAAGCCAUGGAGAGGAAUCUGAACGAGUUGCACCAGGUGUUUCUGGACAUGGCAGUCCUGGUUCAAGCUCAGGGUGAGCAGAUCGACGACAUCGAGCGUCACGUAGAUCGAGCUAGUUCGUUCGUGCAACAAGGCACCCAGCAGUUGCAGAAGGCCAGGUUCUUGCAGAAAAACACACGCAAAUGGACCUGUUAUGGUAUCCUAAUCUUGCUCAUCAUCACCGGAAUCAUAUUGGCCUCCACGCUGACUUAAGGCAGUCAAAUGUCCUGUGGACUAUAGUUAGUUACACUGUCAGUGCAUAUAAAGUUUUGAUCGAUUUUAUUUUUCUUCAUGUUGGCCCUGAUUUUGUAAGUACAUACUUCUUUCUUUCUCGGUUGGAUUGGUUAUUGUGUAUUGUUGUACAAUUUGUUUUCUUUUGACGAGGUCUCUAGUUGUUUUAAAGAAACUGUUAUAUAUAUACAUACAUGGUUGGUUAGUCUA
This is a messenger RNA of Rosa chinensis, 1268 nucleotides long. RefSeq names its product syntaxin-121. Gene Ontology annotation, biological process: intracellular protein transport; vesicle fusion; exocytosis. Gene Ontology annotation, molecular function: SNAP receptor activity; SNARE binding. NCBI's taxonomy places the organism in Eukaryota, Viridiplantae, Streptophyta, Magnoliopsida, Rosales, Rosaceae. Gene Ontology annotation, cellular component: plasma membrane; SNARE complex; endomembrane system. The coding region runs from base 159 to 1040 and encodes 293 amino acids. The record is from RefSeq and is a predicted model, not a curated record. The transcript has 2 exons.